Megalops cyprinoides (Indo-Pacific tarpon) is the source of this 1637-nucleotide messenger RNA. Its product is annotated as meteorin-like protein. Gene Ontology annotation, biological process: positive regulation of brown fat cell differentiation; energy homeostasis. Gene Ontology annotation, molecular function: hormone activity. Lineage: Eukaryota; Metazoa; Chordata; Actinopteri; Elopiformes; Megalopidae. The coding region runs from base 258 to 1118 and encodes 286 amino acids. The record is from RefSeq and is a predicted model, not a curated record. The transcript has 4 exons.
GCUUCUCCGUAGGAACGCACAGUUGCUGAAGGGGGACAUCGGAAUGAGAGAGUAGGUCCGCGCCGCGCGAAUGCCGCAAAUCACAUCGGCUCUCUCUUGAGAAGAAGCGCUCCCACAUGCGACUGCGAUGUAGCUGGAGGUGAGGGGGGGCGGAAGCUCGUUCUGUGGAGUCGUCGUGGUGGAUUUCUUUUACCCGGGGAAAGAGGAGUGGAAGUCGAACCGAAGUUCGGAGUGGAAGAGCCGGGUGGGGGGGCAAUAUGCUGUCACCGUUUUUAGCGUACUUGGUAGCGAUGCUGCUGCUGUGCCGGAUAGCCUCCUCGCAAUACUCAAGCGACCAGUGCAGCUGGAGGGGAAGCGGACUCACACACGAGUCGCACGCGAGGGACGUCGAGCAGGUCUACCUGCGCUGCUCCCAGGGCUCCCUGGAGUGGCUGUACCCCACGGGAGCCAUCAUCGUCAACCUGCGCCCCAACACCGCCUCCCAGGCCGCCGGCCGCCUGACGGUGUGCAUCAAGCCGUCGGAGGACUCGCGCGGCGCCAACAUCUACCUGGAGAAGGCCGGGGAGCUGCGGCUGCUGCUGAGGGAGCAGGACCAGGCCCUGGGGCAGGUGCACUGCUUCGGCAUCCAGGAGGGGGCGCUCUUCGUGGAGGCCAUCGCGCACCGGGACAUCAGCCGCAAGAUCAUGGCCUUCCAGUACGAGCUGGUCAGCGACAGGCAGGGCGCCGACUUCCGCUCGCUGACCGCACCUUGUCAGCCCUGUAAUGACGCUGAGAUCCUCCUUGCAAUGUGCACCAGCGAUUUCGUGGCACGGGGCAGCAUCCGAGGUGUGGAGGAGGAGGCGGGGCAGUCAGCCGUCACCGUGACGCUAAGCCGGCUCUACAGGCAGAAGAGCCGGGUGUUCGCCUCGGGUGGCGGGCGCACGCGGCACUGGGUGGGGCGGGUGAAGAUGCCCCGCCAGUGCGGGGUGAAGCCCGGGGAGGGCGAGUUCCUCUUCACAGGGAUGGUUCGCUUCGGGGAGGCGUGGCUGGGGUGCGCCCCGCGGUACAAGGACUUCCUGAAGCUGUAUAGGGAGGCAGUGGAACAGGGCACCAACCCUUGCCAAAUGGACACUGAGUGAAGUGACCCAGGCCGAAAACGGGGUCACAAACCGGGCCUCCCCGCGAACUCUGGGCGCUGACCAAGUGCUGAUCCACUAGAGGCGGGAGCGGGGACAGGGUGCACUGGCGACAGACGGACAGACAGACUCCCAUAUUGACACAGACGUUCGCCUGCACCCAUUCCCCAGACAUCCACCCCCCCCCCACCUCACCCCAACCCCGCCAUCCCUAACCGCUCUGUGUGACAGAGGCCGAAGCUCUUAAAUGUUGCCAAGCAGCACGAUCAAGUUGGACCCUUUUAUUAUUUUUUUUGUUUCUCUCUCUAAAGCCAACGUCCAUCCGCUCUGGAACGUCUUAAGACCGCCGCUCUCAGAAGAGGACCGCCAACGCCGCUGCCGCUGGCCAAUCGAAUGGGUCCUGCAGCAGGCACUGGCGUGGGUAGUGUGAAAAUGUGAAAGAACAUUGUGAAUGGGAGGUUGCCUGUGCUUUGUAAAAAGCUUGAUGUACAGUGUGAAGUUGUUUCUUAUGAAAGAAAUGUG